Molecule: messenger RNA, 2330 nt
Organism: Echinops telfairi (small Madagascar hedgehog)
Lineage: Eukaryota; Metazoa; Chordata; Mammalia; Afrosoricida; Tenrecidae
Gene: GHDC
Product: GH3 domain containing
Exons: 10
Coding region: 206-1798 (530 amino acids)
Cellular component (GO): cytoplasm
Molecular function (GO): acid-amino acid ligase activity
Source: RefSeq, a predicted model, not a curated record
CUGGCUGGAUGUGUUCUGAGGCCCAAGAGGUGCAGGGGCCCUGGGGGCUGGAAAUUGGGCAGCAGUGGGCUGUGACAAGUGUUGGCGGGGCUCAGGAGGGACCCAGCGCUGGGGAAAGGUAAGAGAGCGGGGUCCCAGCACUUAACUGAACUACCCUGACAAACCAGUGGCAGAGCCAGGGUCUAAAUUCAGGAGCUGCUAGGAGAUGCUGCUGUGGUCAUUGCUGCUGCUCCUCUUGCUGCCGCCGCUGCUGCUGCUACUGCUGCUGCUGCUGCCAUCCCAGGCUGCCAGGCUGUCAUGGCUUGCCAGCCUCCAGCACCGUGUGGCAUGGGGGGCUCUGGGCUGGGCAGCCGCUUGGCAGCAGCGGAGACUGGAACAGAGCACAAGACACGUGGGCCAGAGCCAGCAGCGGGCCCUGAGCAGGUGCCUGCAGGGUGCCCAGCGGUCCGGCUGCCCACCCAGGGGAAGCGCAGAUGUUAGCACCUUCCAGAAGCGUUUCCCUCUAAUCCGGGCCAGUCGGAUCCAGGAGGAGAAUGGAGGGCAACUUCGGGCACCGACCUCAAACCAGGGCCAGGGAGAAGCCUUUCUGCAGGCCACCUUGCUGGGUCUGACAGUCCUUAAAAAGGCCCACCCAGAGGUGCUGGCUCCAGGCAGCAUUGCCCGUGUGACCCCUACAUCCCCCUGGCCCAGCCCCCUCCCGUGGCCCCUGCGGGCUCUGGAUCAGGCUGCCCUCCCAGGGGUUAAGGGCCCUGGGGCCCUGCUGCUGGAGGCGCUGAGGCGCCCUGGGCUGAGGGUGCUGGAGGCCGGGACCGCGGUGGAACUGCUGGACGUCUUCUUGGGCCUGGAGGCCGAUGGGGAAGAGUGGGCUAAAGCAGUAGCUGCAGGGACUCCAGGAGCGCCGCUCCCCAGCCGGGCGGCAGAGCUGCAGCAGGCCCUGGAAGGAGGGCCCCGAGGACUGGCCCUCCGGCUCUGGCCAAAGCUGCAGGUGGUGGUCACUCUGGACUCAGGCGGCCAGGCCGAGGCGGUGGCUGCCCUGGGGGCCUUAUGGUGCCAAGGGCUUACCUUCUUCUCACCUGGCUAUGCUGCCUCUGGAGGGGUGGUGGGCUUGAACCUGUGGCCAGAGCAGCCUCAUGGACUCUACCUCCUCCCGCCGGGGAUCCCCUUCACUGAGCUGCUACCAGUCCAGGAGGGAGUCCGGGGGGAGACUGACUCCACCGUCCUGCUGGCCGAGGCCCAGAGGGGUUCAGAAUAUGAGCUGGUGCUGACGGACCCCACCAGCCUUACCAGGUGCUGCCUGGGCGAUGUGAUCCAGGUGGUUGGUGCCCACAACCAGUGUCCCAUUGUCAGGUUUGUCUACAGGCUGGGUCAGGCUCUGAGUGUGCGUGGGGAAAACAUGGCCGAGGACGUGUUCUCCGAGGCCCUGCGCCGGGCAGUGGGGCAGUGGCCGGGGGCCAAGCUGCUGGACCAUGUCUGUGUGGAGAGCAGCAUUCUGGACUCUUCACAGGGCUCUGCGCCCCACUAUGAGGUGUUUGUGGAGCUGAGGGGGCUCAGGAAUCUGUCGGAGGAACAUCGAGACAAGUUGGACCACUGUCUUCAGAGCGCCUCUCCUAGCUACAAGUCACUGCGGUUCCGGGGCAGCGUGGGCCUUGCCAGAGUCCACCUGGUGGGACGGGGGACCUUCAGAGCACUCCGGGAGGCCCUCACUGCCGCCCCUUCCUCCCCCUUCCCUCCUGAGAUGCCCCGGGUCCUUAGACACAGAGACCUGGCCCAGGUCCUGCAGAGGAGAGUCGUGUCCUGAGCCAGGCCUGCCCAUCACCCUGGCCCCCUUCCAAGGCCACCUCGUUCUUUUCUCUGGGGUCUCACUGGAUGCGAUGGUGGAGGGAGCUCUCGGCUAGGUUCUCUGAGUCCCCUGACUAUGUGCUGCAGAGCUGCCGGCCUUGAGGGGAGCCUAGCCCACCCAGUCUAUCCUGAGGGCACAGACGCCAGCCGGCCCCUGGCCCCAGCCUCCUGAAGGACAUUCCAAGAAAGUUCCCUUGCACGCUUUGCCUACAUUCUCUGGCCACAGUGGCUGGCUUGGCUAGUGCACUGGGCAGCCUGGGAAGUACGGGGUAACUGAUGUCGUCAGAAGCUGCCUCCGUCAGGUCAGUGGGCAGCACGAGCUGGUGACUCAAGAGCUGGUGUCUCCCACCCAGUUGAGCAGAAGCCCGUCCCCGGUCCCCCACUGCAGUGAUCUACUCAGCCAGCACCCCUACUGCUUGUCCCCUCUUCACUGCCCACCCUCCUCUCACCGUGUGCCCGGGGCCCACCUCCCAAUAAAGCACCGGCACCCA